AUGUUGGCAAUGAUAAAUCGUGUUCUGGACUGGAUUCGAAGUCUAUUCUGGAAAGAAGAGAUGGAGUUGACUCUUGUUGGUUUGCAGAAUUCUGGAAAAACUACAUUUCUCAAUGUCAUUGCGAGUGGGAAAUUUACCGAAGAUAUGAUUCCGACAGUUGGAUUCAACAUGCGCAAAAUCACAAAAGGGAAUGUAACUAUCAAGUUAUGGGAUAUUGGUGGGCAGCCACGAUUUCGUUCCAUGUGGGAAAGGUAUUGUCGAGGUGUCAAUGCAAUAAUUUUCAUGGUAGAUGCUGCUGAUGAAGAUAAAUUGGAAGCAUCUAGGAUGGAACUAAUCCAACUUCUAGAUAAGCCGCAACUUGAUUCUAUUCCAGUACUUGUGCUAGCCAACAAAAAAGAUCUUCCUGGAGCUCUUGACGAACGUCAACUUAUUGAAAGGAUGAAUCUGUCAGCGAUUCAGAACCGAGAAAUAUGCUGCUAUUCGAUAUCAUGCAAAGAGAAAGAUAACAUAGACAUAACAUUACAGUGGUUGAUUCAGCAUUCGAAAGGGAGAAGUGAUGCCUGA
Molecule: messenger RNA, 564 nt
Organism: Thelazia callipaeda (thelaziosis nematode)
Lineage: Eukaryota; Metazoa; Nematoda; Chromadorea; Rhabditida; Thelaziidae
Source: the annotation of a GenBank genome assembly